CUGUUAGUCAGCGUGCACGUGAGAUACCGAUCCGGGGUAAUUUUUGAUGAUCGCAAGAUGUGCAAAGAGGAAAGAGAGAUAUUGGGGACAUCUUGUGAUGGUCUACUACAUUCAAUUCCUGAAGACCCCGAGGGUUUCACCGAAGAAAGGCUCACUCUUUAUCUCCGCACUUAUUUGCAUCACCACAGACCUGGGAGACGAUUUCCUCGCUGAAGAUGUCGAAUUAAUCGUUUCCUCAAUUCACAAAUCCCCAGGAUUUGAACAGAAAGUGACAUGGAGUGCCGGGAAUCGUGAACUGGCCAUUAAUUUGGGCCCCCUCCCGUCAGCUUUGGUCCAGCAGUCCAUGCAGCUAAGCAUCAAACUUCAGCCCGAAGUCACUGGGGAUAGACCACUAGUGCCAUUGGUUAUGGCUGCCACAAGUGCACCAUUUGGGCUCAAGUUACCUGCAGAGAAAUUGGUUCUCAGGGACGGACCUCGCGAGGGCUUGAGUAUUUGGGAGGAAACUGGGAAUAGCAUUGCCCGACAUAUAUGGGAUGCGGGCCUUGCAUCAGUGAUAUACUUGCAGAGGGCACUGGACGAUAUAAAAACAACAGCUGGCAAACCAAAAUACAAGAAUCUCGAGUCAAAAAUGCCUGCUUUAACUCGGCUCUUAUCCACCACCUGCAGCUCACCAAUUCAAGUGGUUGAGUUAGGGGCAGGGUGUGGGAUAGUAGGCAUUGCCUUGGCGAGCUUGCUACCGAACUGCUCAGUUUUACUCACGGACCUCCCCGAGGUCGAGUCGAUAAUAACACGGAACAUUGAAGAGGCUCAGACGGCACCCCAAUCGAGUGUUGGAUAUCAAAACCUCGACUGGGACAAUCCCCCGGGUGACCUAUGCAACCGGCCCAUUGAGUUAAUCCUGGUUUCGGAUUGCACCUACAACGCAGAUAGCUUGCCAGCACUAGUCAACGUGCUGGACCGAUUGGUUCGGACAUCCCCGGACGCAAUUAUCUUGGUGGCUCUGAAGAGACGACAUGAUAGCGAAACAGUUUUCUUUGAUCUGAUGAGGUCUGCAGGGUUUACAGCUGUGCAGGACAGUAUACAGCUCCCCUCUCAGCAUGAUCAGGUAGAUGAGAUUGAAUUUUAUUGCUACAGCCGCACGGCAGAGGGCAAAGAAUAAAAAUACAGGUCAUAUAUGAGGGUGAAGUAUAUGACCAUCGGAACAAAGCUGAGAGGCCGGUUUUUUUCAUGGUCCGUGCGCACGUCAAGAACUGCCAG
Penicillium canescens is the source of this 1257-nucleotide messenger RNA. RefSeq names its product protein N-lysine methyltransferase family protein. The record is from RefSeq and is a predicted model, not a curated record. The coding region runs from base 47 to 1159 and encodes 370 amino acids. The transcript has 2 exons. Lineage: Eukaryota; Fungi; Ascomycota; Eurotiomycetes; Eurotiales; Aspergillaceae.